AUGGCUUCGAUUAGACAACUUGAAUUAAUUAUACAUGAAGCACAUAGAGUUAAUAAGUCGUUGUUGGACGACCUGUUGACUUUGAAAGAGGAUAAGAAGCUGACCAAUACUCAGUUGAAUGUGGCGUUGGGUGCCAAAGAAAAGUUGGAAUCAAAGUAUGAGAAAGUCAAGAAAGAGCUGGACGAGAGCAAGAAGAAACUCGAAGAUUUCCAGGCGAAUCUGACAGAGUUUGAGAAUGAGAAUACCAAGCUCAAUGUAGAGUACAAGGCGAGUCUCGAGAGUAUAGAACAAAAGACUGGUGAGCUUGCCAAGUUGGAACAGCAGAUGAGUGUUCUGACAUCGGAGAAUAGCGAAUUGCUAGCACAGAAACAAAAGUUAGAGUCACGAGCAGAGGGCAAUAUCAUCGACAAGGAGAAGCAGAUAGAGAAUCUCGGUAAGGAGCUGAAGCUGUUGAAUGAGAAACUACUGGUUAUCGAUGUGGAACGUGGUAAAUCCGACAAGCUGAAACAAGAUGAACAGAAGAAGCGAGUGGAAGCAGAGACCUACAGUAAAGGACUGGAGAAGAGAAUCGAGGAGUUGGAAGAGCGACUCGCUGCAACCGAGGUGGAGGUUGGCGAGAAGAACAAGCUGCGUGAGAAGAUCAAGGAGCGGAGCGAGUUGGUAGCGUCGCUCGAGGAGGAGCUAAAGAAGCUGCGUGUUGACCUCGAGAAGGAGCGAGCUGAGAGUGCCACUAUGCAGCUGGAAUUCGAAAAGAUGCUGGAGAAUGAACAGACCAACAGAACGGAGAUCAUCGAUGGUACAGAAAGACAAGUGAUGCUAUUGGAGAAUGAUCUCAAAGCUGAGAAGAACCGGUCGGCAGAACUAGAGAAACUGAGAGAUAGAAACAUCGAAGAGAGUCAACAGAUGAAAGAGAUAUUCAAUAAGUUACAAUUUGAUUAUUUAGAAUUGGAAAAGAAGUAUUCAGAUCUACAACAACAGCAGAAAGAGCAACAACAACAGCAACAAGUUGUAACAACAACAACAAUAGAUGAAGAAACAAUGAAAUACGACGAGUUGUUAAUUUGUGAAAAGGAAAGAUAUAGAAAGUUAGAGAUGGAGUAUGAUCAACUUAAAAAGAGAAUUGAUAGUAGUAUUAGCAGUAGUAAUGGUAACGAAGAUAUAGAUCAACAACUGGAUAGAAACAGUUCUGAUUCUUCAACAGAGGAUUGUAGUAAUGAUGAAUCAAUAUUACCAGAUAGAGAUGAUAAUGAAAAUGAUGAACAUGAACAAGAUCAAGAGGUUAUUGUUGUCGAUGUUAGUGAUAGUGAUAAAUCAAUGACAACAACAACAUCAUCAUCAUCAUCGUUAUUAGAAGAUGAAAGAAAACAACUAAGACAAUGGGAAGAGAGAAUCGAACAACGUUAUCAACAAACAAAACAAAUAUUAAAUCAAAUUAAAGAGAUAAAAGAAAAGACACCAACACCAACAGUUAAUGAAAAUAAUAGUAAUAAUAAUAAUAGUAACAGUAAUAAUAAUGAUACAGCAAUAUUUAAAAAACAUUUAGAAUCAAUGAUCUUAGAUCUAAAGAAACAAUUAGAGUCAGAGAAGAAAUCAAAGUCUAAACUUGAGGAUCAAGUUCAACAACUUCAACAACAACUACAACAUCAACAACACCAAUCAUCGUCAUCAUCAUCGUCAGCAACUUCAUUUUUAUCAUCACCUGUCAAAUUAACUUCACUUUUCACAAAGAGAAAUCACUCUGUCAAUGAUUUCUCAUCUACUCAUAGUGCCAAUGCACCAUCAUCAUUAUCAGCCAACAACAACAAUAACAAUAACAAUAACCACAAUCAAGAAACAUCUACAUCGGCAUCAACUUCAACUUCAUCCACAACCAACAGUAGCGAGUCGAGUAGUCCGUCCAACCAGGUGUUGGUAUCACCACCAAACGAAUCGGCGGAAUCCGAUCAAGAUAGAAAAUCAAGACUCUUUAAAGCUUAUCAAGAUCUCCUGGUAGAAUGUAAUACUAUUUUAUAUUCAAAGAAAGAUCAAUUAGCAGAAAUAGAGGAAAGUGGUAAAGCAUAUUUUAAAUUAAUUCAAGUUCACCAAUUGAAAGCAUCUAUUGGAAAGCUUGAACCAAUGCACGAGAAACUAAAGAAACAAUUGAUCUAUGUUGACUCCAAAGAUGGUAUUACAAGUAACGAAGAACUUGAUGAAAAGAAUCUUAUAAAAACAUUCCAAUCUCAGGUUGACCAAGAAAGUCCAUCUAAAUAA
Heterostelium album PN500 is the source of this 2250-nucleotide messenger RNA. RefSeq lists its product as uncharacterized. The transcript is spliced from 2 exons. The record is from RefSeq and is a predicted model, not a curated record. Lineage: Eukaryota; Evosea; Eumycetozoa; Acytosteliales; Acytosteliaceae. Bases 1 to 2250 code for a protein of 749 amino acids.